AUGGCACUAGCAGGACUUCCGGCGUUCCUCCCAACAGACACCAGGUUCCCGGCCCGCUGCUCCGUCUACGCUGAUGAUGUGGCACUCUGGGUCCAGGGACCAAGGCGGUCCAUCCCAGCCAUCUGGAGAUCACUGCAGGCGGCCAUCGAUGCAGUGAUAACCUACCUCGGAGGCAUCGGGCUUAAGCUCUCUGCCACCAAGACCGAGGCCCUACUGAUUCACCUGCUGGCGGCAGCUCGCACCCACGUGAGACGGCUGAGUGUUGGCAACCACAGCCUGCCUUGGAGGCUGGUGGUGAAGUACCUGGGGCUCACCAUCGACCACCGGCUCACGUGGAUCCCGGCUGCCAAGGCUGCUGCCACCAAGGUGCGGCACGUCCAGGGCGCCAUCAGCAGGCUGCAGCUGCGUGGCCGUAGCUGCUCCACCAAGUGGGCCCUCCGACUCAACCAGUCAGCGCCGUCCUCAGUCCUCCUGUACGCCUUCCCGCUGGUGAACCUGACACCGGCCAGGAGAGGCCUGCUAGAGGGACUUAACAGGGGUGCACUGAGGGCCAUCCUGGGGCUUCCCAAAAACUCGCCGGUGGCAGCGACUCUCGCGGAGGCGGGAGAGUGGCCCCUGACGUUACGGCCCUACUGGAGCGUUUCCGCAGUAAGCCAGGAUCACGGAUGGGAGGCCUCCCUGCUGUACCACCAGAUGGUCCUAGAUCCGCCAGUCCCGAUAACCUCUCCACCGCCUCGCCACCAGCCACCAGAGGUCCACCUCUGCUUGGAAGGGGCAACCAAGCGACGGACGCCUGCGGCCGCACUGCUACAGGCGGCCUCCUGCAAGCUCCAGGAACUACUGCAGGGACGGCUGCAGGUGUUCACGGACGGAUCUUUGAUGCCGGACGGGACCACAACGGCCGCAUGCGUAAUCCCGUCCAGAGCUAACAGCAGGCAGUGCAGGCUACCCUUCCCGGCAAAGUCCACGGCUGCGGAACUGGCUGGACUACAUCUCGCGGUAGACCUGUUGGCCGAGGGCAUCCCCCUUGAGCCAGCCGUGGUCCUUUAUGACAGCAAGGCGGCCCUGCAGACCCUGGCCAACUCCCGCCGUGCCGGACUGACGGCCUGCCUCCUGACAUCCAAGGUUCGGGCCCUCACCGACGACGGGGUGUCCGUCUCCUUCCACUGGCUGCCCUCCCACGUGGGCAUCGCUGGAAACGAGAAGGCGAACACACUCGCCAAGGCUGCCCACCAGCCUGGUACCCCCUACUCCUGUGCCGUGGCGGCCAGAGACUAUUCGCAAGCCCGUCUCAAGAGGCUCCUCGUCACAGUCCACCCAGACCAGAGGGUGGCCAGUGGGCGAGGACCAAAGCCUCUCCCAGAGACGGGCCUCACCAGGAGAGAACGGGCCUCCCUGUUGCGACUGCGGACCGGCUGCGUGUGGACAGCGGCCCGCCGCCACGCCAAAGGCCUCUGUCCCUCUCCGGCCUGCAGCCGUUGCGGAGACCCAGAGACCCUCAAACACCUCCUCUGUGCCUGCCCUGGCUUAACACAGGAACGCUUGAGGGCCUACGCGGCCUACAGGAGACAGGGUCUGCCCGUCUCCUCCCUGGAACACCUGCUGUUCCCGUCUCGUCCACAUCCAGCAGCACUCCGCAGCCUGGCGGAGUUCGUGAAGGA
Rhipicephalus microplus (southern cattle tick) is the source of this 1661-nucleotide messenger RNA. RefSeq lists its product as uncharacterized. Lineage: Eukaryota; Metazoa; Arthropoda; Arachnida; Ixodida; Ixodidae. The record is from RefSeq and is a predicted model, not a curated record.